AUGGAUCAUUUGAAAGUAUGGGAAAAAGAUGUUGAAGAUGGUGGAGCUAAAUUUGAUAAAUAUCAUGUGAUUGAUUCUUGGACGUAUGACCGCUUCGUCGAGGCAAGACAAAAUUAUCAACAAGUGACUACACGAAAUUUGCAGCAAUGGGCUUUAGCUGCAGCCAGCCAGUUUCCUAAUCUUCAAUUUACAGCGUCCGACCCAUGGGUAAAAAAAUUUAAACAAAGACACAACAUUCGUCAACGCAAAAUUACAAAAUUUGUAACAGACAAAGAAGUUCACACCAUGCCAGAAAUUAUCGCCUCUGCAGAAAUGUUUCGCAUUCAAACAAAACAAUUGAUAUCUAACUUCGAUAGUGACUUGGUUAUUAAUACAGAUCAAACAGGAUGUCAAUACCAAUCAAUGUUUAAUAGGACACUGACGGAAAAAGGAAGCAAAACAGUGUUUGCAAAAGUACAAGACAUGACCAAGGUGUCACACUCAUAUACUGCACAAUAUAGCAUAACAUUAUCUGGAAAAUUACUACCACAUGUUUUUAUUUGUUUGCAAGAGCCUACAGGUGAUUUUGGGCCAAGAAUAAAGAAAAACGUAGAAGAAUAUUUAAAAAAAUACAAAAAUGUUAUUGUCACAUCAUCAAAAUCAGGAAAACUGACAACUACUCUCUAUAAAAAUUUUCUAGAGAAAUGUUUAAUGCCAUAUGUUCAAAAAAAUAAAUUUCUUUUAAUUAUUGACUCGUGGACAGGACAAGUGAAGCCAGAAUUAUAUGAUGAAACAUUUCAGGAUGAUAAAAAAAUGCCUACAUGCACAUUUAAAGUUAUACCUCCAAAAUGUACUCCGUUAGUUCAACCAUGUGAUGUCUAUUUCUAUAGACAAGUGAAAAAUUUUAUCAAACGAUUGCAAAGUACCGCUGAACUUCUAGACAAGAAUUAUGAAAUUCAUUCCCGAGAGGAUUGCAUAAAAAUUCAUUCGAUUAUUCAUCACCAAUUGUCAGCGCCAAUAUUUCGAGACAUGAUGGAAUAUGCCUGGUUCGCCAGCGGGCUUUGUGACACAAGAAAUUUUUUUACUAAUGUCAAUGAUGGGUGUUUCUCAUUAGACCGUUUAAAAAUACCGUGUCAUUGUAAAAAAGCAGCAUUUAUUUGUUGUUCUUGGUGUAGAAAAACUUUUUGUUUUGAAUGUUUUUAUCAUAAGUAUCACUCAGGAUCAUGUAAUAAUAUCUCAUAAUACGUAAUUAUAAAAUAUUGCUUUAAUUAAUUAAAAAAAUGUAUAAUUUUCCAUUUAAUUUUCGACUUAUUAUUUGU
Cotesia glomerata is the source of this 1298-nucleotide messenger RNA. RefSeq lists its product as uncharacterized. Gene Ontology annotation, molecular function: nucleic acid binding. The transcript is spliced from 2 exons. Bases 1 to 1221 code for a protein of 406 amino acids. NCBI's taxonomy places the organism in Eukaryota, Metazoa, Arthropoda, Insecta, Hymenoptera, Braconidae. The record is from RefSeq and is a predicted model, not a curated record.